AUGGCGUGUCCUUCCCCCUACCGACAGGGGGCGGUGCCGCCUCCGUCGGCGGGCGCGGAAAGGCGACCCAACACUCAGCGGCCGAUUCACCGAGCAGACCCGUAUGCGUCUUCCCUCUUGGGACGACUAGCAAGCAAACUGGCUUCUUCUGUGUCGUCGCUGUUUUCUUCGCCGGCGGAUCGGAAACAGACGCACGCUUCCGCUUCACCGGUGUCCACUGUCUCUUCACGGCUCCUGUCGGUUCCUGGCGCAGUCCCACUCCCAGACCCCGUGGCUCGGAGUGUUGCGUCUUCGGAUGGCAGAAUCAGGGGCGAGCGCACGUCUGAGGUCACGUCGGCGCCGUCGGCCGGGCGGCGACGGUCCCUGUUUGAGAGUUUAGAUCCGUCUCUGUGGCCCCGGGACAAUGCCUCGUUUCUGGCUUCGUCUGCGGCUGCUGUCGAACCCUCCCUACGACAGGCAAGCCUGUUGCGUCGUGCUCUGCCUGGGUACGCCUCUGGGGCGGAGAACCAGGAGGCCGUCUCCCUGUCGCCCUGUCCACUGAACUCUUCGCUCGCUGCGUCCUAUGCGGCUCCCGCGUUUGGGUCGCGGGAAGGCUCGCGCGCUCACUUCCGGCACGAUGCCGCGGUCAACCUGGAAGCCUCGAGAGCUCAGUCUGUGCAGCAGCACCAGUGGCACGUCCAGCACCAACUAGGGGCGUGGGGCCCGCAGCCCAUCGUAGACGGGGUGGUGCUGACGGCGCCGUCAGCCUCGGGUCGCUUGCAAAGUGGCGGUGGCCUGGACGCCUUGGCGCCGGCUGCCCCCGGUGUCUCGGCUGGGUAUGCAGACCACGCUCAGACUGCAGUCCAUUCUUUGUCAGCCCUCCCCCCCUCGGUAGACGCUCACGCUCGUACGCGCUUCGCUCCCGGCGGCCUCGCGGAGGCGGGUCCCAUCCGGAGGCCGAGCUCAGAGACUCGCGCGGCGCGCGCGAUGGCGCCCCCUGCCCCCUUGCUGUGCCUCCAUCCUCAGAGAGGAACCGAAGGCAGCGGCCUGCUGCGCCAGGAAGAGGAGCACCUCACUGUGGAUCAGCUUCAAAGGCUGUAUUUGCGGUGCCAGCCUUUGCGCUGGCGCGUAAGACUGCGGGAGCUCUUCCGCCAAGAAUCCGAGAGCCCCGGAUCAGGCCUCGCUGCAGAAGAUGUGCACGGCGCCGGAGGCUCGCUGCUCGAGGGGACUGCUGCUGGAAGGAACGCAGGCGCACCUGAGGGGUCCAAUCGCAGAGAAGGCGCACGCGCGGCUGUCGACGGUUCAUCAGCUGCAGGGAGGGAAGCAUGCGGAGAGACAGCCAGGAGAUGGGGCGGUCUGGCGGCCAGCGGAGCAGAGUCUGCUGAAGUUCUAGAUCGCCCGAGAAGCAUGUCCCGCGGGGCAGCAGCGGAGGACAUGGAGAGUGACUGCAGCGCAGGAACCAGGCCAACAGGCGAGUCGCGCGAGGCUGCCAUAGUAUCCAAGAGAGAUGCAAUGAUGAGCUCUUCAGGCCCGCUACAGGGAAAGCAAUCUUUUCUCGCGGAGCGCCGGGGCGCAGCUGUGGAGGGCGCUCGGGAGACCUCUACUGUUUGCGGCUCUCCUAUGGGGGCCGCGAACGAGGCGUCUCGGCAGUCCCACCUGCCCGCAGACAGCGGGUCUGGGGACUCUGCCAGCCGCUCUCUUUUCGGAAGCGCGGCGGCUGGAAAAGCCGGCUUGAGCCCUGACGCGGGCAAGUCGGCUAGCAAGGACGAGUUGAGCGCCAAACACGCCUCCAGUGCUUUUUCGCUUCCUUUCGUCGGUGGCAGUGCCAGUAGUUCGUUGCCUUCGCUCUUUGGUGGUGCACCUGCAGAAGACAAGAGCAAGACGGUGCAGCCACUGUCUGGUGGUGGAAGCUCGAGUUCGUCGUUGGCUGGAUCGAGCUCCGGUCUCUCGAGCGGACAGACGGCUUCGUCUCUCUUCUCCGGGAGCUCUUUCGGCGCGAGCAGUGCACUUCCGCCCGGCGCCCUUUUCGGAGGGAGCUCGCCUCCGGCGGCCUCCGCGCCACAAGAAAUGCGUGUGGGAGAUCGCAGUAACGAACACACUGGUGUCAGCCUUUUUGGCGCACAGAAUAGCCACGAGAAGAAUAAGGGAGACAUGAAGACGGCUGGCCAAACCAGAAGCGACGCUACGUACAGUAAACGGGGGUCGACGUCACUGUUUGGAGGAGGCGUCAGCUCCUCUCUGUCGGGACCGUCAAGUCUCUUUGGAAACCCGCAGGUUGACGACUCGACCAUUGGUAAAGACACUCAGAGCGUGCCUACAUUUGGAAAACUGAUGACCUCUUCGGCGGCGUCAGAUAUUCCGUCUGCGACGGCAGGAAGGGGGGCAAGCUUGUUUGGGGGGUCCGCGUUUUUCUGUGGGUCGGUGUCUGGUGCGGAUGCGAAGUCGUCAGCGUCAACGCAGCCUCAGGGCGGCGAGGCUGACGAUCUAAGAAAGGAGUCGCCUCUCCCGAAGGAAGGCGCUGCAGUCAGUGCCAGUGGAGAGACAGGGACAGCUGCGCUUUCCGAAGCGAGCAAAGACGAAAAGAGCCAGGGAACCAAAGACGGGAAGAAUGCGGAUGAACCGGCGACCCAAGGCGAGGCGGCCGCCACGGUGCCGUGGUGGCAACAAAACGUCGGAAAGGCUUGCCUGGUGCAGGUCGAAGAUGACGGAUUCGCCCCAGACGCGGAUGACGAUCCGGAGGAAAAGGAGUCCCCAGCGGCUGCAGGCAGUGGCCUAGCCCCGAAACACAGUUUCGCGACUCCUGCGGCAGGAGGCAGCCUUUUCGGAAGCGCCGCGGCGGAGCUGAAGCCGCCAGCAACGACGUCGAGCCUGUUUGGGACAUACAGUGCCGCGUCGUCGACAGCUGCUCCUAGCACGACGAGUAGCGCAGGCGGGAGCCUCUUUGGAGGCGCCACGACGUCGAACGUGUUCGGGACACGUAUGGCGUCCACAGGCACGCAGGGGACUGGUGCCCAGACUCAGGCGGCCGCAGGCGUUCCGUCGUCCCUCUUCGUUUUUGGUGGAGGAGGGGCUGGUGGAUCGUCCACUCCAGGCGGCAAUGCAGGGAAGCAAGCGACCGGGAGCUCUUCUGGCGCAGCCGGCGCCGGUAGCGCGUCGGGGAGCUUGUUCGGCAGUUCAGUAUUUGGUGCCAGCUCUACAUCUGGAGGGAUUUCCGGAAGCGCAGGGGGGGGAGGAGCCACCCCCGCAGCAGGAAGUCUAUUUGUGUUUGGCGGCGGGGCGGCUUCUAACACUUCAGGGGGCGCCUCAGGGGAUGCGGCGCCAGAGACAAAGAAGUCGGGAACGGGACUGUUUGUGUUCGGUUCCUCGUCAGGCGCGUCUGAGGCAGCUGGCAGCAUCUCGGGUGGUGCAGCAAAGCGAGGGCGGGACGGAGACAAUGACGGAGCACCGGCGGCAAAGAGUUUGUUUGGCGGAGGCUCGCAGACUACAUCGACAACUGGAAGCGUUUUCGGAGCGAGUUCAGCACCGUCGUCGCUGUUCGGCGCGAGUGCGCCAGCUGGUGGCAGCGGUGCUUCGAUUUCAUCGAGCCCGUUUGCCUUUGGAGCAAGCGCAGGGGGCGCAAAGGAGGCGGACAAAGGAGCGGAUGGGACUGCGCUCGGUGCUCCCGCAGGAGGCAGCCUCUUUGGCGAGCGGUCGUCAACGCCUGUGUUCGGAGCGACUCCAAGCAGUACUGCUGGUUCGGGCGGCUCGCCACCUUCGGCCUUUGGACAACCGAAAACGGGGGGAAGCACGGGAAACCCCUUUGAAUUCGGAAAAAAUGCCCUCGGAAACACUUCAGCUUCAGCUGUCAGCACAGGUUCGCUCUUUGGAAACAGCGGAGGGACCGCUAGCGCGACCGGAGCCACGAGUCUUUUUGGGACGUCAUUGGGCACGUCAGGCAGUGGAGGAACACCAGGAAAUUUAUUUGGCGCAGCGACCACAGGCUCAAGCGCAGGAGGCACGGGCACUCAGCGGUUGGGUACCAUCACGGGUUCAUCUCCGUUCGGGUCGGGGGGCCCUGUCGCGUCUCAAAAUAUUGCAAACGGAGAAGCGUUCUCAGGUGUGAGCCUUUUCGGUGGCGGCACGACUUCGCGGCCCUUCGCCUUUGGAGACAGCCAAGGGGUUGGAGCACAGGGACAGAGCGGGGAAGACGGAAACCCACUCUUUGGACCGCAGGCUGGAGGGCCUGUUGUACGACGUCCGCGACUCACUAUUAAGCGGACCAAGAAAUGA
Messenger RNA from Besnoitia besnoiti, 4248 nucleotides. RefSeq lists its product as uncharacterized. Bases 1 to 4248 code for a protein of 1415 amino acids. The record is from RefSeq and is a predicted model, not a curated record. Lineage: Eukaryota; Apicomplexa; Conoidasida; Eucoccidiorida; Sarcocystidae. The transcript has a single exon.